AUGAAGAUUAACAGAAUUCCAGAAAGCUUUAUCGGAAUUAAAUUGAGGUUGGGCGGAGGCGGAAUGCAAAAGAUCUUCAAACAGACUUUCAAAGCCGAAGAAGGAGAGAAAUUGUUGAAGGCAUCUCGAUGUUAUUUAUUGACCACAGCUGGCCCGAUUGCAGGUUUACUUUUCGUAACAUCUGAAAAAAUUGCAUUCUCUAGUGAAAAAUCUCUGACCAUCUCUUCCACAAAUGGAGGAUUUAUUCGAACACCUUACAAAGUAGUGAUACCAAUAGAGAAGAAAAAAAGAGUUGAAGAAAGUCAAAAUGUCGAUAAACCGAAACAGAAGUACAUUGAGAUAGUCACAGUUGAUCAUUUCGAUUUCUGGUUUGUGGGUUUUGUCAACUACGACAAAGCUUUUAGGACUCUUCAAAAAUCUAUCAACAUAUCUCAACAACAGUAG
Papaver somniferum (opium poppy) is the source of this 444-nucleotide messenger RNA. RefSeq names its product GEM-like protein 4. The transcript has a single exon. Lineage: Eukaryota; Viridiplantae; Streptophyta; Magnoliopsida; Ranunculales; Papaveraceae. The coding region runs from base 1 to 444 and encodes 147 amino acids. The record is from RefSeq and is a predicted model, not a curated record.